Messenger RNA from Helianthus annuus (common sunflower), 1735 nucleotides. Its product is annotated as aldehyde oxidase GLOX1. Lineage: Eukaryota; Viridiplantae; Streptophyta; Magnoliopsida; Asterales; Asteraceae. The coding region runs from base 38 to 1654 and encodes 538 amino acids. The record is from RefSeq and is a predicted model, not a curated record. The transcript has a single exon.
CACCACCUCCAACAACACACAACAACCCAUACUUAUUAUGGCUCUUUCUACUUCCAUCCUCUUCCAACAUCUCCUCCUCUUCCUUUUCAUCUUCCACCACCCCCCACCGUGCUCCGCCGCCGGUGGAUCAUGGUCCCUUCUCGUCGAAAACGCCGGCGUAUCCGCCAUGCACAUGCAACUACUUCCAAACGACCGUGUUGUAAUGUUUGAUCGAACCGAAUUCGGCAAGUCCGCCAUCAACCUACCCAAAUGCCUCCCCGAUUUAGCCGACUGCUCUGCCCAUUCUGUCGAGUUCGACGUCGAAAAGAAGACCAUUCGUCCGCUUACUAUACGUACCGACACUUGGUGCUCCUCAGGAAGCCUAACCCCUGAUGGAAACCUUGUCCAAACCGGCGGUAAUGGCAACGGUGCUAAAGGGAUUCGGGUUUAUAAAUCGUGUGAUACGUGUGAUUGGCAAGAGACGCCUAACGGGAUGGCUAAAGGGAGAUGGUAUGCUACUAAUCAUAUAUUGCCGGAUCAUAGGCAGAUUGUGAUCGGUGGUCGCCAGGAGUUUAACUAUGAGUUUGUCCCAAAGGGUGCGGGAGAUGAUCAGGCUAUUGAUCUACCAUUUCUGGCUCAAACUAAUGAUGUGAAUGAGAACAAUUUAUACCCACCAACUUUUUUAUAUUCUGAUGGUAAUUUGUUUAUUUUCGCGAAUAAUCGAGCUAUUUUGUUCGAUUAUGUUAAGAACCAAGUCGUCAAGACGUACCCCACAAUGCCCGGUGGUGAACCGAGGAGCUACCCGAGCUCUGGAUCGGCGGUUCUACUGCCUUUACAUGUUAAAAAAGGGGUGGUGGACGCUUAUGAGGUUUUGGUAUGUGGGGGUGCACACAAAGAAGCAUUCAAUAAUGCAUUGAAUGGGAAGUUUGAUGAGGCUUUGGGCGAUUGUGGGCGGAUCAAGAUAUCGGAUCCGAACCCACAAUGGGUUAUGGAGGCCAUGCCAGGGCCUCGAGUCAUGGGUGACAUGGUGUUGCUCCCGAAUGGGCAUGUUUUGAUUAUCAAUGGUGCUACGAAAGGAGUUGCAGGGUGGGAUCUAGGGCGGGACCCAGCUUUCCACCCUGUAAUUUACAGACCCGAUAAUAAAAUCGGGUCUAGGUUUGAGGAGCAGAAUCCAAGCGAUAUACCGCGAGUGUACCAUUCCACUGCGGUUUUGUUAAGAGAUGGUCGCGUUCUUGUUGCUGGAAGUAACCCUCACGAAAAAUACGAAUUCGGGAACGUGCUUUUCCCUACCGAAUUGAGAGUCGAGUCGUUUUCACCGGAUUAUUUGGAACCAGUAAGUGCAGAUUCACGGCCUGAAAUAACCGCGCCCAAUAAUAACCUUGAGAUGCAGUAUGGAAAACAUUUCGAUAUCUCAUUCACCGUAAAAGGCCCUGUGGACCCGAAUAUGAUCUCCGUGACAAUGUUGGCACCACCGUUUAACACGCACUCGUUUUCUAUGAACCAAAGGCUGUUGUUUCUUGAUAGCGACGUGCCCGUCAAGGAUGCGGGAGAAAAUAGCUAUACUGUCGGUGUGACCGCGCCUCCUUCGGCCAACAUUGCUCCAGGAGGAUAUUAUUUGGUGUUUGUGGUACAUAAAGAUGUUCCAAGUCCAGGGAUAUGGGCAAAGAUUGAGUGAUAAGUAUUAGCAAGAAACCGUACCACUAUUGUAUUGGUUUGUUACUGUUCUUUUUAAAUUGUCUUACUUUCAACGGACCAC